CGUGCUCUGGUGAAUAUUGAAUAGGUCUCGACGAUCUCGGGGACCGCUAGGCAGCUUCAUCGCUUCCGAAAAGAUUUCGAAAUCUCUUUGAAUUUGUCUCGAGAAGGAAGGAACACUACACAGGUUGAUCUUGAGCCGCCAAGAUGUCGGGAGGCGUCCGCAACCUGCGCGCAAUGUUCGAGAAUAAGGACACUGCCUCGAGUCCUCCAGAUCGAGGUCGUUCACCUGCGGGUUCAGUUGGGGUUGUGAGCAACGGCACAUCACCACGACCGCUUUCGAAAGUACGGACGAGCUUUGUGACAGUCGAGAGAAGCGGACAAAUGGGUAUUGCUUUGAAGCGGGAGAAUAGCGGUGGUGAACCAAGCAUGUUGAAGCGGCGGACAAGUUUUAGCAUUGAUGAGCAGGAGCAUCCAAAGCAGACUGCAGAGCGCCAGGAGUCGAUUGCUACCGAAUUUCAAGCGAGAAAUAGCAGUACUGUUAUUAAGGACACAAUACCGGAGUCGGCAAUUGAGACCCCGCAAAGCGAAUCGGACAAGAGACUUGGUGGUGGUGAUCAGAAAAAGCAGACCACAAAGCCUUCGAAAGUUGAGGAGAAGAAGACCACGGCUGGCCCUUCAAAUGGACACACAAAUGGAAGUGCAAAGCCUGCGGCUGUGAAGAGUGCGGACAUGCCUACCACAGCCAAGACUAUCUCCAGACCAGCUGCUAUCUCAACCGCCAAAACUACCACUACAGCUAAAGUUUCGCCGAAGAAGAUCAAAACUCCAGCCCCAAAGACCCCAACCACGCCAGUUCGGACCCAAGUGAAGGAGGCACCAGCAAAGAGCCCAGACAAGAAACCUGAGAAGAAGACUGGGAAGCAGCCCGAGAAGAAGCCAAGCAGAGCAUCACUCGCAUCCAGCGAUACCUCAAAGCCUGCAAGCAAACCUACAACGACUCCAGCACAGGGUUCAGCUCCCAAGACGAGAAUCCAACCAUCUCCACCACAAACUGGUUUCGUAAAGCCCAGACCAAAGUCUCCCACCCGACCUAUCAAGCUUCCAGCAUCUCUCACUGCCCAUACUGCCUCCUCUGGUUCUAAGACUGCUACAGCACCUCCACGAACAUCCUCCAGACAAUCGCUCAGCCGUGCAUCAGGCAAUAUCCAACCCACCAACUCUCUUCAAGCACACCAUGCGGUGUCCCGUUCUCCUAGCCGUGCCAGCACAACCGGAAAGUCAACCCUAACCCGAAAGCCAUCCACUCUGAAGCCCGGACAUAGUAGACCAUCCCUCGGUCCUCCUCCGGCUGCACUCAAGAAGCAGACAUCCCGUCAAAGUCUUCCCCAGGCUGCACCCGCUGAUGAAGGCUUCCUGGCAAGAAUGAUGCGACCAACCACCUCUUCUGCAUCGAAGACCAUUGUGGAGAAGGCUGCUCCUUUGACCCCACCGAAGAGAUCGCAAUCUGUAAAGAGACCUUCAACCAAGGAUGGACCGUCAAAGGUUGUCACGCCGCUUGCAAGUCCUGCAGCUAAAGCGCCGAAGCAACUUGCUCCUAAGGCCAUACCAAAAGUAGUAAAUGCAACUGCAUCAUCGUCCCAGGAUGCGCCAGUUAAAGAGGAAGAGGAGCCUAAGGUUGUUGAAUCUGUUCCAGCUGCCAAGGAAGAAGUCGCAGAGGCACCGGUUGAGACUGCUCCAGCGGAGAUCACAGAGUCAGUUGAAGAACCACAGGUGGAUGUCGAGGAAACAAAGGCAACGGAGCCCGAAAUCAGCCACGUUGAGGAGCCUGUUGUAGUUGAGGAGGAACCAGCCCCGGUCGAGGAUGAGCCAGUCGUGGCACCUUCAGUCCCCGAUGUUGAAGCACCAAUAACUCCCAAGGUCACGGAGGAAGAAAACCACGAAGUUGGCGCAGCCAAGGAGCUGGAGGUUGAAAAGGAGGUACCAGAGGCUGAGGCGGAGCCCGAGCGUGUUGAGUCUGAACCAAUUGUUGAACAGAAAGCAUCUGUACCGGCCAAAGUUGAGGAAUUGGAGGACCCAGCAGAUCGUGAAGCGAGAGAGGAAAUCGAGAGACUCAAUGCGGAGGUUAUGGCUGCAUCUAAGGAUACUGAUUAAGUACGCAAAGCUGUUCAGUGAGCGACGAGAGAACGUGGAAUUGAAUUCUGUAGUAUGAGUAGUGGAGAGUAAAGUGUUAGUGAUAUCCCACCAUUGUCCCCUC
Molecule: messenger RNA, 2193 nt
Organism: Hyaloscypha bicolor E
Lineage: Eukaryota; Fungi; Ascomycota; Leotiomycetes; Helotiales; Hyaloscyphaceae
Exons: 2
Coding region: 144-2090 (648 amino acids)
Source: RefSeq, a predicted model, not a curated record